GGCCUCUUGAGUUUGGGCGUAAUUAAUGCAACAUGCUAGUCAUGGAAGGAGCAGAACAACAAGCCAACCCGACGCCUUGGUUAAGGACGCCAACAGCAGGAUAACUAGGCCGCCACACUCAACAUGCUCAGCGCCUGGCGCUAAUCACGCUGCAAUGCUGAACUGGACGGCAGGAACUGGCGGAUGUGCGUACCGAAUAGCAGCCUCGUGGCUUGUGGUUUAAGGUGAGUAAUAAAAGAGCCUAGCGAUGGUUAAUAAUCCAACUCACCACCCAAAAUGCCAACCACUCCACUCUCUUUUGCUCUGAUCCAACUCUGGAUCGCCGAUCCAGCGCUGCCAUGGUCCAAUCCGGUAUGGCAGUCUCUAACACGCAUUCCUGGCGACCCGUGGGCGUACGACCAUGGUAGGGGUGUAACCCAUGUCGCUGAAUGGACAGUGGACACGGCUCAGGCAGUCGAAGCCUUCAUGAAUAAAUGUAGGGCGGCCGAGGAUCCCGCAGAGCACGCUGUGAAAGGGAAGGAUAAAGACCAUGAAGGUCGUACUGCGUGGAAUGCCUGGGUUAAGACGUCAUGGGCCAAAUGGAACAUCAACAAACUGGUUGACUGCAUCUUAGAAGAAAGUGGUUGCGAGCCGCAUGUUGUCAUGGCAAGGUUGAAGUGCAAAAUCACCGAUGAUUUUCCGACGAUGGAAGCUGCGCAGUUGAAGCAUGCCAUUUCCGUCAAAUUGGCCGAUGCAUUGUUCGGUGACGAUGCAUUCACCGACGGAACCUUCAUUGUGCCAUCCAUCAUGACAUUUAUCACCGCAUUGUUGGUUAUCAAACGGCAGGUCGACAGUAUCGAGAAGAAGGGUCAGGAAGUUGAAGAGCAAUGGCUAGUCAUGACGGCCGCAAACUCAAAACUUACCUUAGUCAGCAUCCGCGCCUACCUGAAGAAGGUGGAAUCCUUGGUCGCACUUGUUAGCUUAUUCAAUGACCAGGAAAUGAUCGAGGACCUCAUUGCGCGUCGUGAGCAAGUCAACGCGAUGCUGACCGCUGUCGAGAAAUAUCCCAUCGAGGCGGAAUCUAUGGCAUGUGAGUGGGGUUUCAAAUCUACAAUAUAAACCAAAUAUUGAGUGUACUCGUUUGGAUCGAUUAAGUUCGACAAAUGAUAUUGUGGGUUUUACUGAUUACAUUGCGCUCGGGUGCACUAUAAACGUUGACAUCUUGAAACCUGGUUGCAGACAUCACACGUCGAACUACAAACGUCCACUCCCCAGUGAUGAAGUUUCUGAGCCGGACAAGAAAAAAUCGCGUUAUGAAGCUGGUGCAAGUUCCUCUCUCAAGUAUGAAAAUUGCUGACAGAACUAUAGGUUUCUUUCUGCGACUCCGUAUCUUGGUCCAGUUUACGGUUACUAUUUGUUUCCUCGUAUCUUAUAGACUCUUAAUUGCAAUAGCACACAUGGAAGACAUGAAGUAACAAA
Suillus subalutaceus is the source of this 1458-nucleotide messenger RNA. RefSeq lists its product as uncharacterized. The transcript is spliced from 5 exons. NCBI's taxonomy places the organism in Eukaryota, Fungi, Basidiomycota, Agaricomycetes, Boletales, Suillaceae. The record is from RefSeq and is a predicted model, not a curated record. Bases 277 to 1098 code for a protein of 273 amino acids.